Ctenocephalides felis (cat flea) is the source of this 3061-nucleotide messenger RNA. Its product is annotated as centrosome-associated zinc finger protein CP190-like. The transcript has 2 exons. Gene Ontology annotation, molecular function: DNA-binding transcription factor activity, RNA polymerase II-specific; protein binding; RNA polymerase II cis-regulatory region sequence-specific DNA binding. Gene Ontology annotation, cellular component: nucleus. The record is from RefSeq and is a predicted model, not a curated record. Gene Ontology annotation, biological process: regulation of transcription by RNA polymerase II. The coding region runs from base 103 to 3030 and encodes 975 amino acids. Lineage: Eukaryota; Metazoa; Arthropoda; Insecta; Siphonaptera; Pulicidae.
AUGGCCAAGCAUACUAUUCAGUUUAUUGCUGUUAAAGAUGGAGCUGAAAUGGUGAUGUAAAAUAGGAUCUACUAAAACAAAGUGAAAAGAACAAGCUGCAAAAUGGGUGACAUAAAAAACAUACGCGUCGACAACUGGGGAAUGUUUUUCCUUCAACGGCUUCAACAGUUUUUCAAUAAAACUGAUUAUUGUGAUUUGACACUGCAGUUUCAUGAUAAUUCACAAUUGAAAGUUCAUCGCUUGGUUUUAAAUGCUUGUACAGAAUAUUUUACUAUAUUGGAAAGAAACUGUGAAAUGAUUGAUGACUGCCUUAUCAUGCCAAUGGACUUGCAAGCAGACGUUGUGGUCCCUAUUGUUAAUUUCAUGUAUACGGGGCAACUAGAAUUUAGAUAUAAUAUGCUUGAUAGGUUGCAAACUACAGCACAGAUUAUGAACAUUGCUAUACUAACAAAGUUAUUAAGAGCACAAAGAAUACAAGCACCAAAUGCUUCUAAACCAGUUUUACUGAACCAUCAGAAUCCUAUUGUUUCUAUGACAUAUAACUUACAAGGUCGAAAUAUUAUCCAGAAGGUAGAUGAGUAUUCAAAUGCUAGAAACAUGAAAAGGCGACCAAUGUCUUACGGGCUGGAUAAUAUAACUCCGGAACCAUUGAGGGUGACUAAACCUAAAUUUUCAAAUAUUGUUGAUAAUGUACCUCGUCCUACAAGAUUUGAAGCAACAGAAGUUGUUAGCGAUAAUACAUUUGAAACUUCUUUUGAUAGCAUAUCUUAUGAAAGCAAACCUCUAUCUAUGCCAAAAUUGGAUAAUAAUUCAAUUGAAUCAAAAAAUUCAAACUCUAACAAUCCGUUUGAAGAAUUGCGCAAGGGUUAUGUGCAAAAACGACCAGCUCCUGCAUCACCAACUUCUUCUGAACCUAAACGUGUAAAUUUACAAGAUGUCAAAGAGUAUGUAGAAGCCCAUCGGCUGCGAGCAAAUUAUGAAGUGGAAGAAAAUGAAGAUGACCCGGAUGAUGAUAAUUAUCAUGACAAUGGAAAUGAUGAUUAUGAUAGUGGUCAAGAAGAGGACCCAAAUUCUAACUCACAAGAAAUAUCUACAGAAUCUUCAAACCAAGCCUUACAGAAUAUUAAAACAGAACAGCAAAAAAUAAUAAGUGUAAGUCAAGACUCCAGUGCUAAUCACGCUCGUAUAAUAAGUGAGGUUCUAAAGAAGUAUCCACAUAUCAUGAAGAAUAAUAAAAAUAUUAAACUUAAAGUAGUUCAGCAAAGAUCAAGUGGAACGACAAAGCUAAAUAAUGAUGAUAAAGUUGUGGUUAGUGUAGCAAAAGAAUGCAGUCCAAAUAAUGACGGUAAAGUUAUUACACACAAAAUAAUAACUCCUUCAGGUCAAAUUAAAGUUGAAGAACAACCUAAAGUAAUUGAUGCAAAAAAGAUGCAUGCCCUUCUUGCAUUAGGCGCUGAAAAUAAGACUGGUCCCUGGCUUUGUUUAAGAUGUGGAACAAAUGGUAGACCUAUAAGUUUUCCUUCUUACCCCGUUUUUAGAAAACAUCUAGUUCGAGUUCAUAAUGAAAAAAUAGAUGUAAGAAUUUGUGAACACUGCGGUCAUAAGUCCACAAAACGUAAUUAUUUAUAUUUUCAUCUAUAUACUAAGCAUGGUAUUAAACCACCUAGUAACACACAUUUUCCUAAAUGUUCUCAUUGUGAUUAUAUAGCAUUGAAUGAUGCUUUAUUGUCUAAACAUAUAUUAAAUCAUUCAAAAUUGAAUGAAUUCGUUUGUAACCAAUGUUCAACUUGGUUUAGGACAAAACAAGCAUUGAUAACCCAUAUGGCCCAAACAGGACACAAAAUUGGUGCUACCACAAAGGAGUCCCAACAGUGCAUCUAUUGCAAUAAAAUGUUCUUACGUGAAGCAAACAUGUAUGCUCAUGUAAAAUCAGUUCAUAAAGAACAAGCACGCAAUGAUGGUAUUAUUGAAUUUUCUGAUAAUGAAGAAAAGAAUUAUACUGAACCUUCUAUGGAAACUGUAGAAGGUAAUGAUAAGUAUAUCCCUAAUGACCCGCAAUUACAACAGAGGGGAAAGAUUAAAAUUCUUUCAAAUAUUGCUCUACCACCAGCAGUUUCAAAGGAAGUACAAAUGAUGCUUGCAUCCGGACAUCAGACGCAUGUUAAUACUAUAUCUCAAAAUGCUACAAUUGGCUCACAAAUUGUAGGAAGUGAUAUCAUUAUACAAAAUGCAGUAGUGCAAAGUUUAGAACCCAGCUCUGAAGCAGAGGCUUUAAACAAUGUGGCUUCUGGAAUAGCUACUAGUUUAGGUCUUGUGGAUAGCAUUGUUGUCAUGGACGAUCAUUAUGAAAUAUCUAACCAGAAUGUUGACGAGAAUCAAGACAAUACUCAAUUCCUUGUAAAUCAAAUGCAAUUGGAUGAAAUAUCAGAAGAACAUAUUUCAGAAACAAUGUCUGAACAUUCUCUUGUACAUAGCAAUGAAUCCAGUCUAGGACAAGUUCAGGCUGAAAUUCAAACUGGUUUCACAACAACAAAAAUAAUUACUCAGGGUAAUGUACUCAAAUUAACUGAGUCCCAGCAAAAUGAAAUAAUAAAUGAAUUACAAAAUUCAAACCAUCUAACAAGUCAGAAUAAUGUUGUUAUGGUUCUCACAGAAGAUCAAUUUAAACAGGUAAAAGAACAUCAAAUGCAAAACGAUGAAAAUAUAUAUGUUGUUUAUUCACAAGCUUCACAUAUUGAUGUGAAUGAAAAACAAUAUCUACAGAUAGGAGAAUCUGAAGAACUUCUGGAAGAAAAUACAGAACUUUGUAAUUCUAUAAAUCAGGAAACAAUAGAAAAUAAUAUUGCAGUACAGAAUGAGGCUUCUGGACAGUGGCCUGAAGAAACAGUUGAAAUGAUAUCAGAAGAGCUUAGAAAACAAAUACAGCCUGAUAAAGUUGAAGACUUGGUAAGUACACCUUUAAUAGUCAAAGAUGAUGAAAAUGAGACCCAAACAUUCAACUUAGAGCAAAAAGUGGUUACAAGAUUCUAAUGAAACAUGUAUGGAAGGAAUAUUGCAGCAU